GAGAACAUGACAAGUACUUCUAGCCCAGCCCUGCUCCAACUACUGAAGCUGAUUUUCAAGGCUACUUAAAAAAAAAAAAAAAUCUGCAGUGAACAUUAAUGGAUUUCUGUUGUGUUUAAAUUCUCUACAGAUUGUAUUGUAAAUAUUUUAUGAAGCCGAGCAUAUGUAUAUAUUUAUAUAUACGUGCAUAUACAUUAGUGGCAUGACCUCUGGAAAUCGCAGCUCUUGCUUUUGAGGACCGAAGCCGAUUUUGCUUGAUAAAGUGGCGCUGUGUAUGGAAGACACUCGUGCAUUUUGUUUUCUAUUGGGACUCUAGAGGGGGGAGAAAAAAUCACCUGGAAAAAUCUGACAGGCGAUUAACUACUGGAACUUGCAAAUUAUGUCUUUGCUGGCUGUUUUACUCGCUGCGUAAAUAUUUUAGAAAGUGUGUGGGAACUUUGCCUCCAGGAACUUUUGUUAAAGCCAAAAACUGAAACUCUCAAAGCAAGACGCAGACGAAGAUAGUCUCCCUCGGCAUUUGGAUUCUUGUCGCCCACUUUUUACUGCACUAAACGGUCAAUUACUAGGAGCGGGGCCUGGGUCUGAGACAGAUCUACUUCAUUAGAACUUUCCUCUUCCCGGACUCAACUUAGUCUUCCCUCAUCCCCGCCCCUGUCCCAGCCCCCUGCAGCAAUAAAGGCCUUGAACUUGUAUGUUGGUCUCCCGGGAGCUGCUGGCUGAGGAUCCUCGCCCCUGUCGCCAUUUGGUAGGAGCUGUUUGCAAGGUCCUAACUCAAUCGGCUUGUUGUGAUGCGUAUCCCCGUAGAUGCCAGCACGAGCCGCCGCUUCACGCCGCCUUCCACCGCGCUGAGCCCCGGCAAGAUGAGCGAGGCGCUGCCGCUGGGCGCCCCGGACGCCGGCGCCGCCCUGGCCGGGAAGCUGAGGAGCGGCGACCGCAGCAUGGUGGAGGUGUUGGCCGACCACCCGGGCGAGCUGGUUCGCACCGACAGCCCCAACUUUCUCUGCUCGGUGCUGCCCACGCAUUGGCGCUGCAACAAGACCCUGCCCAUCGCUUUCAAGGUGGUGGCUCUGGGGGAUGUUCCUGAUGGCACUCUGGUCACUGUGAUGGCUGGCAAUGAUGAAAACUACUCGGCCGAGCUGAGAAAUGCCACCGCGGCCAUGAAGAACCAAGUCGCAAGAUUCAACGACCUCAGGUUUGUCGGGAGGAGUGGAAGAGGGAAAAGCUUCACUCUGACCAUCACUGUCUUCACAAACCCACCGCAAGUCGCCACCUACCACAGAGCAAUCAAAAUCACCGUAGAUGGACCCAGGGAACCUCGAAGACAUCGUCAGAAACUAGAUGAUCAGACCAAGCCGGGGAGCUUGUCCUUUUCCGAGCGGCUCAGUGAACUGGAGCAGCUGCGGCGCACAGCCAUGAGGGUCAGCCCGCACCACCCAGCCCCCACACCCAACCCUCGCGCCUUGAACCAUUCCACUGCCUUUAACCCUCAGCCUCAGAGUCAGAUUCAGGAUACAAGGCAGAUCCAGCCGUCCCCACCGUGGUCCUAUGAUCAGUCUUACCAGUACCUGGGAUCAAUCGCCUCUCCUUCUGUGCACCCAGCAACACCCAUCUCACCAGGACGGGCCAGCGGCAUGACAACACUCUCUGCUGAGCUUUCCAGUCGACUCUCAACAGCUCCUGACCUGACGGCCUUCGGCGACCCGCGCCAGUUCCCCGCGCUGCCCUCCAUCUCGGACCCGCGCAUGCACUACCCCGGCGCCUUCACCUACUCGCCCACGCCCGUCACGUCGGGCAUCGGCAUCGGCAUGUCGGCCAUGAGUUCGGCCACGCGCUACCACACGUACCUGCCGCCGCCCUACCCCGGCUCGUCGCAGACGCAGGGCGGCCCGUUCCAGGCCAGCUCGCCCUCCUACCAUCUGUACUACGGCGCCUCGGCCGGCUCCUACCAGUUCUCCAUGGUGGGCGGCGAGCGCUCGCCGCCGCGCAUCCUGCCGCCCUGCACCAACGCCUCCACGGGCUCGGCCUUGCUCAACCCCAGCCUCCCGAACCAGAGCGACGUGGUGGAGGCCGAGGGCAGUCACAGCAACUCGCCCACCAACAUGGCGCCGGCCGCGCGGCUGGAGGAAGCCGUGUGGCGGCCAUACUGA
Elephantulus edwardii (Cape elephant shrew) is the source of this 2147-nucleotide messenger RNA. RefSeq names its product runt-related transcription factor 1 (gene RUNX1). The coding region runs from base 789 to 2147 and encodes 452 amino acids. Gene Ontology annotation, molecular function: DNA-binding transcription factor activity, RNA polymerase II-specific; ATP binding; RNA polymerase II cis-regulatory region sequence-specific DNA binding. Gene Ontology annotation, biological process: hemopoiesis; neuron differentiation; regulation of cell differentiation. Gene Ontology annotation, cellular component: nucleus. The record is from RefSeq and is a predicted model, not a curated record. Lineage: Eukaryota; Metazoa; Chordata; Mammalia; Macroscelidea; Macroscelididae. The transcript has 6 exons.